Purpureocillium takamizusanense is the source of this 1355-nucleotide messenger RNA. Its product is annotated as Trans-L-3-hydroxyproline dehydratase. The record is from RefSeq and is a predicted model, not a curated record. The coding region runs from base 58 to 1110 and encodes 350 amino acids. NCBI's taxonomy places the organism in Eukaryota, Fungi, Ascomycota, Sordariomycetes, Hypocreales, Ophiocordycipitaceae. Gene Ontology annotation, molecular function: hydro-lyase activity. The transcript has a single exon.
CUCGAACGAUUCGACGCAUAGUUCCUGGACCAUCCAACGCAAAAACCGGAUCUGACGAUGGAGAGCCCGGCCGACUCGUCGUACUGGGUUGAGACGGAGGACUGGCAUACAGCCGGUGAACCUUUCCGCAUCGUUGACAAGCUUCCCGCGGGGUGUCUCCCCGGCUUGCCUACAGUCGCCCAGCGCCGGUCCCAUGUCAUAAAAACGCCAGGCCACCCCUUGGAUGAGCUGCGAAAGUCGCUAUGCCACGAGCCUCGUGGUCAUGCCGACAUGUACGGCGGCUUCAUCACGCCUCCCGAUGAUGCGGGUGCACACCUUGGAGUUCUUUUCUGGCACAAAGACGGCUUCUCCACUGCCUGCGGCCACGGAACAAUUGCUCUGGGCUAUUGGGCCGUCUCGCAUGGCAUUGUCGCGCCACCAGAGGGCGACGGCGCGGUCGAUGUGGUCGUCGACGUCCCAUCGGGUCGUGUACUUGCUCGCGUGCACGUCUCGCUCGGGAAACCGGUAUACGCCGAGUUCAUCAAUGUGACCAGUUUUCAGCUGGGGAAAUCGGUUCCCCUGGCGAUCCCCUCCUGCGACACCAUCAUCACCCUCGAUUUGGCAUUCGGUGGCGCAGUCUACGCCAUGUUGGAUGCGAGUCAAGUCGGGCUCACGGUUGAAGCCAAGAACACGAGUCGCUUCAUUCAGCUCGGCCGAGAGAUCAAGGCUUUGCUUGGCACCAAGGCCCAUUAUGGCAUUUACGACUGCUAUGGAGUUAUUUUCUUCGAAGAGCAUAGCGAUUCUCAAAACGACUCGAAUUGCAUCACGCAGAGGAACGUGGCGAUUUUUGCGGAUGGAUCAGUAGACCGUUCUCCCUGCGGAUCUGGAACAUGUGCAAGAGCAGCGGUCCUUUUUGCACAGGGACGACUGCGGCCAGGGUACUCGAAGCUUGUGCAUCGUUCUAUAAUAGGGUCGCAGUUCGAGGCGGACAUUGUCUCCGAGGUAGAGAGUCCGGUCCAAGGCUUCCGUGCAUGCGUCCCGCGUGUGAAGGGCCAGGCCAACUUGGUCGGAAGCAUGAAGUUUUUCAUUGACCCCGACGAUGUACUUUUUCCAGGGUUCCUGUUGCGUUAGUUCCAUCUAGAGAUUGAAUUGGUUGCGGUGUACUUUGUAAUCCGUACUCUAAGUUAUUCAUUUCAACGAAAUGUAACUCUGUAAACGUGUUUUACGGCCCUGUGAUCCGUGGAUAGCGCUGCGACACGCUGACAUGCCCAUCUUGCCGUUGGAAGAAGCUGGUCGUAAUUGAACGGUUAGAAAGCACGCAGGUGCUGGGAUUCGAUGCGGGACAUUUCCAGCCACGAGUCGCACGACUGACAAUC